UAAAGUCAACAUGGCAACUUCAAAUUUGCUUAAAUCAUCGGUAAUUUUUGUAAUAAUUAUCUUGUAUGGAAUAUUUAUUCUAUCUCAUGCAACAUUAAGUUCGGCAAGUGAACAAAAUCGUCUUCCUGGUCACUUUAUACCGGUCCAUUAUACAAUUAAUAUAAUUCCUUAUAUUGAAGAGAACAAUUUCACAUUUGAUGGUGAAUCUUUGAUUUUAAUUGAAGCAAAAAUUGAAAGCAAUAUAAUAAUUUUACAUGCAAAAAAUCUUCAAAUAAAAGGAAACAUUACUUUAAACAAUGCUACUAAUAAAUAUGAAUCCAAUAAUUACACAAUUGAUAUUGAAAAUGAUUUUUUGAGUGUCGUAUUUAAUGAAAAAAUAGUACAAGGUAAUUACACUUUACACUUGAAAUACUGUGGUGUCAUUAACGAUAAUUUCCGAGGUAUUUAUCGAAGAAAUUACACGGAUACAUUUGGUGAUAAACAAUGGUUUGUGUCAACUCAGUUCGAACCCAAUUAUGCCCGUCGAGCUUUCCCAUGUUGGGAUGAACCAGCCUUUAAAGCGACUUUUCAAAUUUCUAUUAAACAUAAUAGGAGAUUUACAGCACUAUCAAAUACUCGGUUUAAUUCAAUACUUAGCACUAAUGAUAGCAGUAAUCAUGUGUGGACUCAGUUUGAAAAAACUCCGCUAAUGCCAUCAUAUCUAAUAGCUUUUAUUGUGGACGACUUAGAUUAUUUAGCUCACCGUGAAAAUAAAACAUUCCGAAUAUGGACUAGAAAAAAUGCUGCUUCUCGUGGAGAGAUGCUAUUAUUACAUGGUUUUAAAGCAUUGAAGUCGAUGGAAAAUUUUCUUGGUAUGUCUAAUCAAGAUCAUGGGUUUAAAAAAAUUGACUUGGUUGUGAUACCUGAGAUGAUGGCGAUUGGAUUCGAGAACUGGGGAAUUUUUUUUUUGAAUGAAAAAAUUUUUUUUUCUACUGAAAAUAUUGAGAGUAAAAAAAUAGGGAAAAAUGAUUUAAUUGAUUUAACUCACGAAUUAAAUCACAACUGGUUUGGAAAUUUAGUAACUCAUAAGUGGUGGGACUAUAUGUGGUUAACCGAAGGGUUAGCUAGUUAUUUUUCAUAUUUCAUCAAUGACCAAAUUGAAAAAUCAUGGCGUGUAAUGGAUAAAUUUCUUCUAGAUUGUCGUAAAGAUUUAGUUCUAUAUGAUUCUGUACAUAAAUUUGCAGUUAUGAUUAAUGAUGAUGGACUUAAAAACUUUAAGAGAAAGGACCGACCAUAUAUGAAUUAUUGUAAAAGUCCAGUUAUCAUAAGAAUGAUCAAAAACGUACUCGGUGAAGAAAAUUUUAGAAAAGGAAUAAGGAAUUACUUAAACAAUAAUAAAUUCGGAGUAGUUACUUCAGAUAAUUUUUUUAACGAGUUGACUAAAGUGUCUGGAAAUAUGAAUGUAACUUUAGAAAAAGCUCUUAACAAUUGGCAAAGCACUCCAUGGUAUCCAAUGAUUACAAUUAAUAGAAAUUACACAUCUAAUAAAGCAACAAUAACGCAAUCCCGUUUAUUGCGACACUCUAAUUUAACUUCUACCGAUCAAUAUUGGAUUCCCCUAAAUUUUGCCACUCAGGACGACAUGGACUUUAAUGAUACUGCAAUCACUCAUUGGCUUGACCCAGAUUCAAUUUCAUUAGAAAUUUCAGCGCCAGAAUCUGAUAAAUGGCUCAUAAGCAACAAACAACAAUUCGGAUAUUAUUGGGUAAAUUAUGAUGAAAAAAAUUGGCAAUUAAUUGCAAACUAUUUAAAUUCCGAAAAUUAUUACAAGAUUCAUUAUUUAAAUCGCGCUCAGCUUAUUGAUGAUGCAUUUACACUAGCAGACAUGGGAUAUGUCUCUUACAGUAUCGUUUUUGAAUUAAUGGAGUAUUUUAGAUAUGAAACGGAUUCUUUGCCAUGGGCGACAUUAUUCAAUAACCUACAUCAAUUACAUGAAUCAUCAUUACCACAUUCUUCGUAUUAUGAAAGCUAUAAGAAAAUGAUUUCAACUUUGCUUAAAAAUAUGGAAAAAAAAGUAUUUGUUGAUAAAACAACUGAUGAAAACAUGCUUGAGAUGGUUCUGAAGAAAUCAAUUAUCGAAUGGUCUUGUUUGUUCGGUUCAAAUUUAUGUAAAAAUUAUACUCUCUCAAUUAUAUCGAAGUGGCUAGAAAAUUUUGAAGAAAAUCCGCUUCCAAUGGAUCUUAAAUCUGAAAUACUAUGUGGAGGAAUGCGUUAUAGUGAUGAAAAUACCUGGAAUGCCGUACUGAUGAAAUAUCUAGAGAAUCGAGAUAAAGAUAUUUUACAAGCACUCAGUUGCACAUCAAACUUUACAUUUUCAAAUCAAAUUUUGUUUUUAGCGAUGAACACCACAAUUAAUGAAUCAGAGUGGUGGGAUUAUUUUCGUGCACUUCUUAAGGAAAGUCAUGCUCUGGAAGCUACAUUGAAUUUUGUAAAUGAUUAUCGAACUAAAAUUGAGAAGAGCGAUAGUCGUUAUGAGUUUCUACAUGAUCAUAUAUUAAUGAUCAGACAUUUUGUUAGAAACAACAACCAAUUUUCUAAGUGGGGAGAACAAUUGAAAAAUGUUAUAGGAGAAAAAAAAGCAACGAAUUAUUUAGUACAAAUUCGCAGGAAAGUAGAUGGUUAUAAUUUAGAAUUAAAUUCGAUGAAAAAUUAUUUUGAAAGAAGGAUUAAUUAAAAAAUACAUUAUGAAUUUUUUU
Messenger RNA from Cotesia glomerata, 2735 nucleotides. Its product is annotated as thyrotropin-releasing hormone-degrading ectoenzyme-like. Gene Ontology annotation, biological process: peptide catabolic process; proteolysis. NCBI's taxonomy places the organism in Eukaryota, Metazoa, Arthropoda, Insecta, Hymenoptera, Braconidae. The transcript has 11 exons. The record is from RefSeq and is a predicted model, not a curated record. Bases 11 to 2713 code for a protein of 900 amino acids. Gene Ontology annotation, molecular function: peptide binding; metalloaminopeptidase activity; zinc ion binding. Gene Ontology annotation, cellular component: cytoplasm.